UGUGUGUGUGUGUGUGUGUGUGUGUGUGUGUGUGUGUGUGAACAUCUACAGUGUAAAGCAUAGACAUAUAUAUACGUAUUUGUCUAUGGUGUAAAGCGCUUUGGGGCUGUAGGAGUACACCUGGAAAGCGCUAUAAAAGUGUUAGCCAUUUAGCAUUUAGUUGAUGAUAAAUAUGUGUCUGUAGUUUUCUGCUGAACUGUUUCCUGAUUGCUGUUCACACCACAGCCACACAGAGCUCGUACACCAGCACAACUGUCAGAGGAAAGUUCACCAGCCAUGCACUCUGACUGAAGAGCUCCUGUUAGAGACAAUGAUCCUGAUCAUCAUCACAAUUCUGGGAACAACAGCUCUCACAAAAGGAGCAAUGGAAUGUGACUUAACUGGACCUGUUGCAUUUCACCAGUGUUUUGGAGCAGUCGGGAAGCCACUUAUUUUUAACCUGCCAACGAAUACAACUUUACAGAUGACUCUGUUGAAGAAUAAAACCUCAAUUUUAACGCUCAAUGAUAACAAACGUGAAGUGACUGACUACAGAAAUAUCUCCACGCUCCUGAAGAAUGGAACAUUUAAGAUUAACUGUGUGACAAGGGACGACGCUGGAGAUUACGAGUUGGAAAUAUUUUCAACUGUCAGUGGUGAACAUAAACAGAGAGUCAACGUACAUCUAAAGAUAAUAGAACCAGUUUCAGAUCCAAAUGUGUCUCAGACGUGUUUGUCACCAGAACAGAUGAACAUCAGCUGUUCAGCUGAAGGAAAUGGAGUAAAGUUCACAUUAUCUCUAGACGACAACGUACUGAUGCAGACCAGAGCAGGAAGUACAGGAAAACUAAAUGUUUCAAACGUUAGCUUCAUCUUACACGGUCAACUGGUAGGAAAGCUGGUGUGUCGGGUUCAGAACGAUGUCAGCAGUGAACAGACGUUCAUCCAGCUUACCGGCUGUAAAGGGGCAGGUUCCCUCCUCAGUCUAGUGAACGUGGCUGUGAAAGCAAGUUUGGUUUGUGUGCUUUCGCUUUUGGCUGUUUUUCUUGGUAUCAAACACUUCAAACGGAGAACAAAGAAACCCACAACUGUGAAAGGAGAUGAAGCAGAAGAUGAACCUGUGUACCGACAUCUCAGAGUGACUCCAGCAGCCCGUCAGCUGCACGAUUAGCAAGAAAACCACAGACAUGAUUGUCGACUGCAAUGAAUCCUCAGUUUAGCGUUUGAGAGGAAGGACUUCUGCCGCAUGUCAUUUUUAUUUGAAUUUAAUUGUGAUUUAAGAGUAUCUCUAUUUUAAUAAAUUUCAAAAUAUCUAUUUCUAAACUCAAAUUACAACAAUGUUUUCUUAAAUAUAUAAAACUGUUUCUCAAUAAAUGAGUAUUUCAGCAUAUAUCCUGUAUUGUAUCCUCAGAAAGCUGUACGAUGUCCUCCAACAGGUCAGCGAUCUUGUUGUGUGCCGUCAGAACGAGAUCACUUAUCACACGGCAUUGAUAGUGACAUGUUGUAAAUGCCCUUAUUUAUAAAGAUUUGAUUUAUUUCUAUUGAUCUAUUUUUAGAGCUUUUGGUUUUCAUUUGCUAGGACUAUUGCUACUAUUAUUUAAAGCAUGGAUUGACACACUGUUUUCAUUGCUCAGUAUUAGGGCUGGGCGAUAUAUCGAGAUUUUAAAAUAUAUCGAUAUAUUUUCAAACACGAUAUGGUACGAGACAAUAUCGUUUAUAUCGAUUUAAAAAAAAAAUAAAAAAUGUAUAUACCGUAUUUUCGCGACCAUAAGGCGCAACUUUUUUUUUUUUUUUUUUUUUUUAAAUGUGCCGGGCGCCUUAAGAAACGGUGCGCCGUGUCUAUUACCUGAAUUACGGUAAUGUAAGGCCGGCCAUGAGAACGGUA
This is a messenger RNA of Cololabis saira (Pacific saury), 1864 nucleotides long. RefSeq lists its product as uncharacterized. Lineage: Eukaryota; Metazoa; Chordata; Actinopteri; Beloniformes; Belonidae. The transcript has 6 exons. The record is from RefSeq and is a predicted model, not a curated record. Bases 311 to 1150 code for a protein of 279 amino acids.